Messenger RNA from Phacochoerus africanus (Common warthog), 421 nucleotides. Its product is annotated as lactoylglutathione lyase-like. The coding region runs from base 1 to 369 and encodes 122 amino acids. Lineage: Eukaryota; Metazoa; Chordata; Mammalia; Artiodactyla; Suidae. The record is from RefSeq and is a predicted model, not a curated record. Gene Ontology annotation, molecular function: lactoylglutathione lyase activity; metal ion binding. The transcript has a single exon.
AUGCUGCGAAUUAAGGAUCCUAAGAAGUCGCUGGAUUUUUAUACUAGAAUUCUUAGAAUGACGCUACUCCAAAAAUUAGCUUUUCCCACUAUGACAUUUUCACUCUAUUUCUUGGCUUAUGAGGAUAAAAAUGACAUCCCAAAAGAUAAAGACGAAAAAGUAGCGUGGGCAUUCUCCAGAAAAGCUAUGCUUGGACUGACACACAACCGGGGCACUGAAGAUGACGACAGCCAGAGUUACCACGGUGGCAGUUCAGACCCCUGGGAAUUUGGUCACAUUGGAACUGCUCUUCCUGACGUUCAUGGUGCUUGUAAAAGAUGUGAAGAACUAGGAGCCAAAUUUGUGAAGAAACCUGAUGAUGGUAAAUGAAAGCCUUGGCAUUUAUUCCAGAUCCUGAUGGCUACUGGAUUGAAAUUUUGAA